Zootermopsis nevadensis is the source of this 1971-nucleotide messenger RNA. Its product is annotated as RCC1-like G exchanging factor-like protein. Lineage: Eukaryota; Metazoa; Arthropoda; Insecta; Blattodea; Termopsidae. Gene Ontology annotation, cellular component: mitochondrial inner membrane. Gene Ontology annotation, biological process: positive regulation of mitochondrial translation. Gene Ontology annotation, molecular function: guanyl-nucleotide exchange factor activity; rRNA binding. The record is from RefSeq and is a predicted model, not a curated record.
UUUGACUUCAGCAAUAUUGGUUUAGAUUUCAAUUGUCGAUUGUAUUCUUUUUGUGUUUUGCGAUACAUAAUUAUUUCACAUGCAAUUUGAUGGAACUUCAUUUGAAUCAGUGUAAUUGAAUAACUUAUGACUCAAUCAGUCUUCACCAUCAAGGAAUGUGAAUAAGUAUCUUGGAUUUAAGUACAAUGAGUAUUCUCAAUGCUACAUACCAUACAUCACUGGAGAGCACUGAUGAAUGCCAUAAAGAAGUUAAACCUGUCGUGGUGUGAAAGUAAAUGGUUGUUCAGAAAGCAUAGUUUCAACAAAGCCACAAACAAGCAAUGGGCAUGCCUUCAAAACUCUGUACGGCUUUAUGUAAGAAGAAAAUAUCCCAUAAACCCAGAGGAAGCAGAGAAAUUACCCGUCUUCCAGUAUGCAAGCAGCACCCAACCAAAGUGGCGGGUCUAUGUUUGGGGCGUGGCAGAACAUGGAGCUCUUGGCGUUAACCUUCAGUUGAAGAAAAGCAGAGAGCCAAUUAGCUAUCUUCAAAAGCCUGUCAGAACACAUUUUGCAGAACAACAUAAGAUAGUUGAUAUUGCCUGUGGAUAUGGGUUUACAGCACUUGCUGCUGAUACCAGAGAGAAUGCUAAAGUUUUUGGAUUUGGCAUCAAUACAGAUUCUCAAAUAGGUUAUCAUGCACCACGAAAAAAUCAUCCACUACAGCUUAUACUGACACCAGCUCCAAUUGAACUACCCCUGGCAGACAUACCUAACACAAGAGUAAUAAAUGUAGCUGCAGGACGAGCUCACCUUCUUGUGCUUACUGACAAAGAAGGUGUUUUCACAUUAGGCAACAAUGCAUAUGGCCAGUGUGGCAGGCAGAUUGUGGAGGAAGAAAAGUAUUCUGGAAGCCCCAUUAUUUAUAACAUCCCACACUUAAAUGGAACCAAAAUCAAGAGCAUUGAAUGCGGUCAGGACCACAGUUUGUUUGUCAACGAGAAUGGAGAGGUGUAUGCAUGUGGGUGUGGAGCUGAUGGACAGACUGGUCUGGGUCACUUCAUUUCUGAGUGGCAGCCAUGCAGAGUGUUGGGUGAUAUUGAGGGAGAGAACAUUGUCAAGGUUUCUAGCACUGCCGACUGUGUUCUUGCUAUCAAUGAUAAGGGUGAAGUGUUUGGUUGGGGCAACUCAGAAUACAGCCAGCUACUUCAUGAGGAAAUACAGCAGAUAAAUACAGCCAGAUACUUGAAAAAAUGCCAGGGUCUUGGCAAAAUUAUUGAUGUAGCAGCAGGAGGAUCUUUCUGCAUUGCAGUGAAUGAUAAUGGAGAUGUGUUUGUAUGGGGAUAUGGGAUCCUGGGAAAAGGCCCCAUAGUUAAUCAUGCCAAAGAACCUACACAGAUACCAACUACGCUGUUUGGUCGGAAUGAAUUCCAACCUGACUUGCAGAUUAUUGCUGUGAGUGCAGGCAUUGGCCAUUUUGCUGCUGUCAGCAAUAAUGGUGACCUCUACAUGUGGGGUCACAACAGAAGAGGGUGUUUGGGACUUGGAAAUGUAAAAGACCAAUUCUUCCCUUUGAAGGUUGCAGUUGGAGCUAUGGUGAAGAAAGUAAGUUGUGGUGUGGAUCACUCUGUAGCACUUUGUCUGCCAUUUAUCUAAAGUUUACUAGAAUGAAUUUUAUGUAAACAGUUAUCACAGUGAACACUUCAAAAAUAUCCAAUUAUAAUUAAUAAUUAUUAAUCUCUAUCAGAACACAGAAAAUCCUGUUAGGGUAGCUAUUGAUGGUGAUCAUAGCAAUGCUAAAUAUCCCUACUUUAGUUUCAAGAGUUGUUUCCAUCGUACAGCAAAUGGAUGCAUAGAUAAAUGUGAUGUUACAAAGUUAUGAUUGCUGAUGCACAUAUUGAAUAUAGAGCAGAAAUUUUGUUGUAGGUUGCUUCAUAUUGUGAUAAAUCUCCUUUAAAUAGACAAAUAAAACAUGUUCUGUAUUGCAAGCCCAAA